UAUGGCCGAAACAGAUAUACAAAAUGAUACUGUAGAAGUAAAAUUUAAACCUAAAAGGCCCAAGAGUUUGCGGCAACGUAUAAAAGACGACGAAUCUGAUGACGAAGAACACAUCUUGGCGAAGUUGGAAGAAGCUAAAGAGAUUCAGAAACUACGGGAAAGGCCUAAUGGCGUGAGUGUGGUUGCUUUAGCUACAGGUAAAAAAGCUGCAGUUGAGGAGGAUAUGACCUUCAAGGAUCCAUUUAAAGUGAAGGCUGGUGGUAUGGUUAAUAUGCAGGCUUUGAAAAGUGGUAAAGUCAAACAGGUCGAUGACGCCUAUGAUACUGGUAUUGGUACGCAAUUCUCGGCUGAAACGAACAAGAGGGAUGAAGAUGAAGAAAUGAUGAAGUACAUUGAGGAGCAGCUGGUUAAACGAAAAGAGGGACACAAUAAAACCCAGAAGGACUUAGAUCAAAAUGAAUCUUUAAAGUAUUUGUCACCUGAAGAAGCAGCAUUGCUAUCUUUGCCAGAACAUUUAAGAGUUACUUCAACACACAGAUCGGAGGAAAUGUUGUCAAACCAAAUGUUAAGUGGCAUUCCUGAAGUAGAUUUAGGUAUUGAUGCUAAAAUAAAAAAUAUAGAAGCUACAGAAGAAGCUAAAAUGAAAUUAUUAUGGGAGAGACAUAACAAAAAGGAUGGGCCAUCGCAGUUUGUUCCUACAAACAUGGCUGUUAACUUUGUACAACACAAUAGAUUUAAUAUAGAUAAUGAUAGUUCUAAGAAAAGGAAGAAAGAAAAACCAGAAGUUAUAAAGACUGAAACAAAUGUAAUAGAUGAUAAUGUAGAUAAAAUAGUGAAAAAGGCUAAAGGGGAGAGAGCUACUGAUGAUUACCAUUAUGAAAGAUUUAAAAAGCAAUUUAGAAGAUAUUAAAUAAAGAUAUUAAAUUAACGACGAUUUUAUUGAAAUAACUAAACAACAUUUAAUAGUUUUUCUAUUACUUUCACUCUCUUAUAUAAAAUUAAAUUACAAACUUAAAUAAAACAGCGUAAUUUGGAUACAAAAUUUAAUUGCU
Achroia grisella is the source of this 1052-nucleotide messenger RNA. RefSeq names its product splicing factor C9orf78. Gene Ontology annotation, cellular component: spliceosomal complex. NCBI's taxonomy places the organism in Eukaryota, Metazoa, Arthropoda, Insecta, Lepidoptera, Pyralidae. The transcript has 2 exons. Gene Ontology annotation, biological process: mRNA splicing, via spliceosome. The record is from RefSeq and is a predicted model, not a curated record. The coding region runs from base 2 to 910 and encodes 302 amino acids.